This is a messenger RNA of Scophthalmus maximus (turbot), 5570 nucleotides long. It is a transcript of the gene znf592, whose product is annotated as zinc finger protein 592. The transcript is spliced from 9 exons. NCBI's taxonomy places the organism in Eukaryota, Metazoa, Chordata, Actinopteri, Pleuronectiformes, Scophthalmidae. The record is from RefSeq and is a predicted model, not a curated record. The coding region runs from base 169 to 3927 and encodes 1252 amino acids.
AAGGAAAAAAACGAAGUUGACGCUAGUAGCUUGUAGCCUAGCUAUGGAACCCUGCUACAGACAAACCUCGCUGGCCAACACUCCGCUCCUCUGUUAACAGCCUAUCUGGUCCAUUCACAGGAGCUGUAAAACAUAAGCGGAUCAAAUGGUUUAUGAGACUGCGCGGCCAUGGGUGACAUGAAAACCCCAGAUUUCGAUGAUCUCCUGGCUGCCUUUGACAUCCCAGAUGCCACAGGGUUGGAUGCUAAGGAGCCCAUCCAAGGAAGUCAUGAGGAGGCAGAGAGUCAGCUGAAGCACACGGGGAUGUGCCUGGACGACAGCUUGUUGAGCAACCAAGCGGUCACAACACCUGAUAUACCUGCUGUGAGUGUUAUUGUGAAAAACACAAGUCGCCAGGAGUCGUUGGAGGAUUUUGGCGAUAGGCUUCACUCAGGAUCACUAUUGCAAAAUGGAUUCAGGGGAGAAGAGACGACAACGGACCCUGCUGAAAUAACCAACAGCGGCUUCUCGAAAGCACUUGCCUCUGCUUUGAAUGGGGAGAGUUCACGAGAGUUUAUGGGAAAGGCACCUAUUCAGCCCAAACCGGAUGGAGCAGCAAUAUUUUCCCAGUCACAUUCUCAUUUUAGUCCCAUUUCCAGUCCUGAGUCUGAAGACACUCGGUGCGGUCGAGAUGAAAUGCAUCCAAAUCAAGCGAGACCCUGUUUCCCAGAAGCUCCAGUUUUGGUGGAGCCUUCACAACCAGACAAUCCAAAGGAAUUGGACCUCAGCAUGUUUGACGACUCUGAUAUUCCCAAGAACACUCACAGGAGCAAAGCAGAAAUUAGUAGAAGUGAGGAGCCCUCUGACGCCUGUGUCAGUAACAAAAUGGAUGUUACACUUAAAGCACACCGUGCACUUCCCCCGCCAAGCAGUAACCAGAACUUUAUUGAGACCAACUGCAAUUCAGGAACCAUAAUGGAUGUUCCCACCUCUUAUCCACAUGCUAAAUCCCAGACAUCUAAAUUAUCCUCUUGCCUUGAGGCGUUGGUAGCUCUGAAUGCUAGAACAGAUCCAAGUGAGCAGACGAAUCCUAGAGAGACGUCAGCAGUUCACAACGACUGCAUGAAAGCCAGCCCCAAGGUACCCAUAUCCCCACGGAGCCCCAGAAGUCCACUUGAAGCUGUGAAACGUUUAAUGAAACCCUCUGAUAGUCCCGCAAGUAUCUGCAGCGACAGUAGUGGCAAAGCAUCCCCUGCGGUGGCAUCUGGGUCACCGCCUGUUAUACCCAGGGUCAGAAUUAAGACCAUCAAAACCACAUCUGGGCAGAUCAAGCGCACGGUGACCAGUGUGCUGCCUGAUUCAGAAACGGAUGAAGUUCAUUCUACCUACGAAUCCUCUCCAUCUCAGAGUAUGAUCAGUGAAGACUCUUACUGUAACAUGUCUCCUCAUCAGUCUCAAAGUGCGGCUGUUGAUGUUGGAAUACAGAACAAAGGCGCCCCAGCGAGUGCAUCUUCACCAAAGGUUUUACAUAAGAAAUCAGAAGCAAUCUCCAGACGGUCAGGCACAACACAGGCCACAGCAGUAUUUCACAAAACCAACAGUCCUGUCAAAAGAUCUGCUGCACAUCAGAGGCAGAAACCAAAGAGGGUGUCAGCCACAACAGGCAAUCAAACGAGCACAAACUUCCUUCCCAAAGCAAUGCACUUAGCUAGUUUGAACCUGGUCCCUCACAGUGUUGCUGCUUCCGUCGCUGCACGGUCCACCUCUCAGCAACAAAGCCAACACACAAUCUCGUCUACGGUGUGCAGCACGGUCCCACUGGUGCAUCAGGUCAAAACAGCCAGCCCUUAUCCUCGAACGUCCAUUCCUAACACAGCAGCAGGAACCCUGAACAGACUGUUAAACAAUGCCAACCCUGUGCCUACAUAUGUGCCCAACCUGAGCCCCCCUCCAGAGAGCAAUAUCAACCUUCCACCACGCGGGUACUGCUGCCUGGAGUGCGGCGACUCCUUUGGCGUGGAGAGGAGUCUUGCGUAUCAUUACAGCAGGAGGAGCGUUCACAUCGAAGUCGGAUGUACACACUGUGCAAAGACGAUAGUGUUCUUCAACAAGUGUGCCUUGUUGGCUCAUGCCCGGGAGCACAAAAACAAUGGCACGGUCAUGCAGUGCACACAGCUCCACAUGAAACCCAUAGCAGAGGAACAAAUGUUUGCACCCCUGAGCGUGGAACCCGUGAAUGUGGACUCGUACACCUUGCCGUCACCCUCCGCUAAAAGCCAACCUGUCCUGCCCUUAUAUCCCGACAGCGUCAUUCGCCACCCACUCCGAUGCUUGGAGUGUAACAAGCAGUUACUUGACCACAAAGCACUCGCAGGCCAUUACCAGACGCCGGCAGAAGAUGUGGAAGGACUAAUAUGUAAGGUGUGCUCGAUGUUGCUUCCCAACAAGUGUAGCUUCAGUGCUCACCAACGCAUUCAUGGGCACAAGUCUCCUUACUGCUGCCCCGAGUGUGGUGCCCUGAGUCGCUCUGCAGACAUCCAGAAGCACGUCAAGGAAAACUGUCUGCACUACGCACGCAAGGCUUGGUACAAAUGUCUUCACUGUGAUAUGGUUUUCAAGACUUUUCAAGGACAAAAGACUCACAUUGAAGAGAAACACUGUGAGGUCUUUUAUAAGUGCUCCAUGUGUCCAGUUGCCUUAAAGACAUCUGACGGCUGUGAAGUUCAUUUGAAAAAUAAACACGGUGCUAACAAGACGACCCCUCAGUUAAUCUAUAAGUGUUCAUGUGAGACCAUUUUCAAGAAGAAGCAGUUACUGUUUCAGCAUUUCCAUCAGAAUGCCCACAAACGCGUCACCUGUGUUUUCAAGUGUCCAGAAUGCAACUCAGUUUUUCCACAAAAGCAGUUAUUAAUGCAGCAUUUCAAGGGUGUGCACGUCGGAAACACGACGGCAGAGACAGAGAAAAGCUGCAGACGAUCUGUCAAGGCCGACUGGUGCCAGGAUGCUCCUUCCCUCAAAAGACAGAAGAGUCACGGUCCCGUUAAACCCGCAGAUGGUCCCAGAAGAAAGACUGAGCAGGACGGCAGACCCCGUGUGAAGCCCGCUGGCUGGACGUGUGGGGAGUGUCUGCAGUCUUUCACAGAGAGAGAAUCCUAUGUUUCUCACAUGAAGACCAAACACGGCAAGUCAGUGAAGAAGUAUCCAUGUCGGCACUGUGAGCAGUCCUUCAACUCUCCAACCAGUCUGAGGAGACACAUUCGAAAUGACCAUGACGGAAAAAAGAAAAUUUACACUUGUUGGUAUUGCACGGAUACAAAGACAGUGUUCACGUCGAGCGUGAUGCUGAAGAACCACAUCAGUCUAAUGCACGGAAUCAAGAAUCCUGAUCUUGGCCUAAUGCCAAAAACUGCCGUCCUGGAGUCGAAAAAGGCUUUGGGCAAGGGACUUGUAUCAGAAAAAGCAGCUGUUGGCACACAGAGGGGGGAUCGCAUGGGGAGUUUCCAGGCUCCGUCAGCGAAGCGCCUGAAAACUCAGUUGCGCUGUUCAAAGUGUGGCUUCAUCACGGACAACAGUACACAGUUCCAGCAACAUAUACCUCAGCAUAAAACUGACGAGAACACUCCUCAGUGCCUCCACUGUGGCCUGUGUUUCGCAUCAGUGCUGUCUCUCAACAAACAUCUUUUUAUCGUACACAAAGUCAAAGAUCGUGAAGAAGAGGCGAUGGAGGAAGAAGGGGAGGAGGAGGAGAAGGCAGAAGUUGGGGAGAAGGAGCAGGAUAAUCAGUCGGGGAAAUCAGCAGAGACUGAUGAGGUAAAUAAUUUGUUACCAAAUGAAACUGAGCCCUCACAGGCAGAAGAGCCAGCGAGUCUGCACUGUGACAAGACCACGGACUGUAAUUUAAAACUGAGCGCUCACUCUCACACACAAACAGUCUCUCUCCGGCAAUGACGACGACUCUGUAAUGUUUCAGUAAUGUGUUCUUCAGUUUCCCUAAUGAAAUGUGUUUUUCAUGUAAAAAUAACAAGGGGUAAUUGGCGUUAAUGCAUGGAUUUGGUACAGAGCGGUUGGGCCAAGCAGUAUAUUCAAGCAGAUCCUUAACAUUUAGGAACAAACAGUAUUUUCAUAAAUGAGAGGACAAAAUUAAUAUUCAUAUUUUAAUAUUUUUAUUUAACUUUGCAUGUUGGUAAUGUAUUAAUUUCGCCUUCCAAGCAAACAGUAAGUGCACUCGUAUAACAUCUGAAGCCUUUUCUUUCGGGGGUUUGUUUUUUUUCUUUUUUCGAUCCACCCUGACGGGAGCCUCGGCAACGUCUGUUCGUUUGUAUGUCUGGUUGAUGUAACGGUGAUGGGGUGGAUUUUUUUUUUUUGCCUUUGUAACCAGCGGUUCAUUUUAAUAGCUUAAAUUUUGUCUGAAGUAUUUAAUACAACACAAAAUAACCUGAAUGGGAUUCAGGUUUCAGCCUUUACGUUGACUGUUGCAAUGAUUUUUGCAGUAUGAAACUAGAAUUUUAGCCGCCAUUUAUCACAACACAUAUAGCUCCGUAGUCAUGUAAAAGCAGUACUUCUGCAUUCAUGGUUCAACAGUUAAUUUUUUAUUUUAUUUUAAAGUAUCCUUUAAUGUCAAUUACAGGUGCAGAGUUGUCUGGCAAAGCAAAGCCUAUAAAAAUGAGGCUGUACACAAGAACAAGAGAUUACAUUACUCUUUACGUCUUAUUGAACGUGUUUAAUUUGUGGGUGCAUGAGUUGUCCUAGAUUUGGCCUUUUGUUUUAGAAAAGAAAAAAACUUUAUUUUGAAUGAGCAUUUUGGGAGAAACGUGGUGAGGGAUUUUGAUUUGUGGCGCCGCAGUAUUGACAAUACCUCAAAUAGCCAGAAGUGUAUUUUUUAGGCAAGUGACCGUCAAAUGUAAUGUCAAAACAGGGUACAUUGUUUUGGAUCAUCCAGAGCAGGCGUAAAAGUGAAGUAUGGCGGCAUAUUGGAGAUAAUGUUUAGGAAAUCAGGACCUGCUAACAUGACGACAAUAAGAUGGGAUUAUCCUUCUCACUCCCAGGUCUUGAUUUGUAAAGCAACACCUAACGUUUAGUUAUGAACACAUGACAGCUCCUACCUCCGUGGUAAAUGGCAGUGAUUGUUGAUAGGGUGUGAAGAGUCACAGGAAAAAUUUCAGUGCAAUGUAAAGAAGAAAAUUAGUUUAUAAAAAUGUGUAUUAUUCCACAUUAUGAAAUUUUAUAAAUUAUUUUGGGAAUGAUAGUAAGGUUAUAUGGUCAUAUUGACUCAACUGGCAAAUGAACUUUUCUAUGUGAGUGCUAUACGAGCCCUUUAUUUCUCUGUAAUCUUUAGAUCACGGCUCUGCAGCGGCUGGAGAGAAUGACUUGUUCUUUUGUAAUGCUUGUUGAAAGAGAUUUGUACUUUUGAUACUGUGUACAGUGAGGAGACUCGUGUUGGAAAGUGACCCGUGUACAUACAGUAGCCAAUGAAACCCUUGGAUUCACAGCAUUUCUUAAGCCAUUACAUCUGUUCAGCAUGCAGUGGCCCAUGUGCCUUGCUGGUAUGUUUACGUAAAGUACUUACAAAUAAAUCUGUGCAUUUAAUUAUA